Messenger RNA from Salpingoeca rosetta, 3544 nucleotides. RefSeq lists its product as uncharacterized. Gene Ontology annotation, molecular function: syntaxin binding. Bases 172 to 3417 code for a protein of 1081 amino acids. NCBI's taxonomy places the organism in Eukaryota, Choanoflagellata, Craspedida, Salpingoecidae. Gene Ontology annotation, cellular component: GARP complex. Gene Ontology annotation, biological process: retrograde transport, endosome to Golgi; Golgi to vacuole transport. The transcript has 14 exons. The record is from RefSeq and is a predicted model, not a curated record.
GUGAUUUUGGUUGUGGUCGUUGAUGAGGUGGCUGUUGUCGUUCUUCCUCCAACCCAGCCAGCAAGCACUCGCAGGCAGAAGCGUACACAGACACACACCAAGCACGAACAAGCGCACGCACUAGCGCAAACACGAGCGCACUCACCGACACACACGUCGCGCCCAGGCGCCAUGUCUGAUUCGUCUGUGCCGCCCUCGCCUGGGUUCUUGAUAAAGCGACGGUCCAGGGAUGCGGUGCGGUCGCAGCGCCGACGCUCGCUCCUGCACCAGUUCCCGCACUCGCUGCCCUCUGCACUGAACGACCCGCGCAAGGGCAGACAGGUGGACCUGUUCACCCGCGACUGGGGCGACAGCUUCGUGCCCACCCGCACCAAAAUCACCUUUCCUCACACGAAACGAGAGUUUCACCCACAAACAAAGGCGUCCCGCAAGCACCAUGUCGCGAGCACGACGGCGCCGUCCUCCGUCGCAUCAUCGCCGGGGAUUCCCAGGCCCACGUUUUCCGAGGACGACUCUGAAGCCGAGGCACCCUUGCGCAAACCCAGACUGCCAGAUGUGCCAUCGAUGUUUCUCAACGCCGAGUUUGACUUGAGGGACAAGGACACGUUUGACGCGGUUAUACUGGGAGGAACCCAGCGCACUCGCGACCUGCGCGCCAACACCAGACUGCGGCAGGAGAAGCUUUCGAACCAUCUCGACUCUGUGGAGAUGCAGUUGUCUAUCGAGUUGGCGCAACGAGCGCAGCGCAUCUUCGCCGCCAUGUCGUCCCACGAGGAGCUCGGGGAGAAGGUGGCGGUUGCGAGCAGGGCGGUGCACCAGUUCCGCACGCGCCUCGACGCCACCAAACAACAUGUCAAACACGCUUACAUCCGCAUGCUGCGGCUGCUGAUACAGCGGCAAAACUACAGCAACGUGCUUGCCACUCUCAGCACGGUGGCAACGGUGUCGCGCACACAGAGCACCAUCCAAUACAUGCUGGCCAGUGGGGAAUACAACAAGGCACUUGACCUCAUCCAAACGACACAGGAGGUGGUGGCAACGGACCUUAAAGGGGUACACGCGGUGCGCCACCUUGCUCACCAGCUGGCAGAGAUCAAGACGCUGAUUGCCAAGAUGGUGGACGGUGAUCUCGUGCAGGUCCUCGUCGACGCAGUUAAGUCGGUUGUGCCGCCGCUGUUUGCUGGGGAGAGCGAGGGCACACACGACGGCGCGGUGCCAUCGCUGACGCCGCUACCACCAGAGUACAACAAUGACAACGAAGAUGAGGGCGAGGAGGAUGAGGAAGGCGCGCGUGUUGAUGCGCUGCUGCAGACGAUACGCCCACUCGUUGGCGCCAUUGCACGGCAGCAGCAGAGCCAGGUGCUCGCCACGUAUGAAACGCAGCUCCUCACGUUUCUUCGCGGUCUCGUCAAGGACCUGGUGGUGGAUUUCUUGCGGUGCUGCCCAGAGAAGGCGGUGCGCAAGACCGUCGACCCAACCCAGAUUGCAUCAUGGGGUGACUCCUUGCGGCUGCUGUCCUUUGACAGCUGGAUGGUGCUGCUCGACCGCACAACGUGCGUGUUCCUGCGCAUUCUCCGGCACAUUGUGUGCAACCACGACGCGCUUGCCAUUGCUCUUCGCGAGCUUUCACCGCAGCCCUUCAGCAUGCCGCCCUCGGGCCCGCCUUCGCCCACCAAGACACGAACAGACAGCAGUGGCAGCGGUGGUGGUGAUGGUGACGGUAAUCAUGGUGAUAGUUGUGGUGGUGGUGGUGGUGGUGGUGGUGGUGGUGAUGAUGAUGAUGAUGAUCACGCCCAACCGGCAGUCUCUCACGAGAAGAGUGACAGUGCAACUGCUGAAGGCGGUGAUGGCAGCAGCAAUGGUGGCGACGGGGGCGGUCAUGGCGAUGAUGACGAGUUUGACGAUGAGUUUGUGAGCGACACCCUGGCCAACACGAUGGAUGCGACGAUGGCGGAGCUUGUGGACGUCGAUGUUCAACGGAAGAGCGGCAGCAGAAGCAAGCGGGCCAGCGGUCAGCAGCACAGUAGUAAUGGCGGUGGAAAUGGUGGUGGCGGUGGUGACUCGAGGACACAGGCACGCCGCAGCCGACAAGACAGCACCGGUCGGGGUGACAAUGACGGCGAUAGCAAUGGCAAUGGCGACAGCGGUGGUAGUGGUGGUGGUGCAGUGUUGAGUGGGGCGCAGUAUGACCGCUUGGUUGAGGCGAACCGACGGAUUGUGCGGCGUGCAGUGGAGGAGAUACACACGCGCCUGGCAAAGGUGUUCCAGGCGCGAUUGCGUGAUGGUAUCGAUGCCAAGCUUGGGGCAACCGCAUUUAUCACGUAUUACAACAAAGUGUGGGCGUUUCUGACGCAAUCGGAGGCGCUGUCUGGUUUGCACACCAACACUCUUCGCAACACUCUCAGCUCCCAGACGCGUGCAUUCGCGAGCAAAUUCCACGCGCGGGAGAUGGAGAAGCUACAGGCCAUGCUGCAGACGGAAUCCUGGUCAAUGGCGCAAGUGCCUCUGGAAUGUCAGCGGCUGUAUUCGCAACUGCUGCAUCCAACUGACACCGCAAAGCAAGAGGACAAACAACGGCAACAACACGUCGCCACGAAUGGCGACCACCCAUCAUCAUCCUCAUCAUCGACAGCGAGGAAGAAAUUGGACGUGGACGGAGAAGAACACGCAGCCAUCGGCGCGCUUCUGCUGUUCAUCAAGAUGUUGGCGGAGUACUGCCGAUGUCUCGAUGCCAUGCCGCUCGCGGCCUCUGAUCUCCUCAGAAAACUCUUUGAAAUCCUCCGCUCAUUCAAUUCGCAGGUACGGCGGCUGAUUUUGCAAGCGGAGGCAAUGCGCACGCUCGGGCUGAAGCGAAUCACCGCCAAGCACAUUGCGCUCAGCGCCGAGGCCAUCGCUGUCAUCCUGGCAGUGCUGCCCUCCAUCAAGCAGCGCAGUGCAAAGCUCGUCAGGGAUCGAUCGAAGAGCAUGUUGUCUGAGUUCAACAGCGUGCAGGAUGAGUACGCGCGACACCAGCAUGAUCUCCUCAGCAAACUCACCGUCAUCAUGGAGGACGUGUGGUCUGCAUGCGAACAGGACAUGGCGUGGCAGAAGGCGGCCGUCACCAACGGCUGCAAGACAUUCACUUCGUCGGCACAGAAACUGCACAAGGCCCUGCUGCCCAUCUUGCCCCCAGCAACGCUACAGGUCGUGUUUGCGAAUGUGAUGCGCAUGCUGAAUGAGAAGCUGACGGCUGUCUGCAAGAAGCAUGAUACAGAAAAAGACAAGCCAGCGUUUGUCGGCGUGGCUGCAGAUGUGCUACACAUGGAGAAGCAUCUGGGAACGUUGUCAUCCAUGCCCAUCUUCUUGUUACGCCAGGGCCUGUCAGAGGCGGGCGUGGUGCUACCUCCGCUUGUCGACACCAUCGCUCAGGAUGCUUGACGUGGGCGCGCGUGCGUGCAUGUAUGAAUGCGCAUGCAUGCGUACACCGUUUGAUGUCCUGGCAACUUUUCGGUACACGCAGUCCACAACGCCAGCGCAGUAAACUCUCCCUCACUCCAGUUGGAAG